Molecule: messenger RNA, 9696 nt
Organism: Pecten maximus
Lineage: Eukaryota; Metazoa; Mollusca; Bivalvia; Pectinida; Pectinidae
Product: solute carrier family 46 member 3-like
Exons: 4
Coding region: 129-1664 (511 amino acids)
Biological process (GO): transmembrane transport
Cellular component (GO): membrane
Molecular function (GO): transmembrane transporter activity
Source: RefSeq, a predicted model, not a curated record
UUAUCGCUGAAACAUGAACAUAGGAUUGGGAUUGGAAUCAUCAUUGAUUUUCCUGACAUUUUUCAGAAAUGACAUCAAUUGAAUAAUGUAAAUUUUGCAUACAAGUAAGAGGUGUCAAUAUCGUCACAAUGAGUCGUAUACAGAGACUGAACGAUUGGUGUAUGGAUGUCAUAGACACGAUACAACCGUACCUCGUCGAAGUUGCAUAUUUCACGUUUUUUCUCUCUCGGCACAUGACUUUGCCAUUGUUCCAAGAAUAUGUCCAGUCCGAGAUAUAUAAACAGCAUGGCUUAAACAACACAGUUGUUGACCACGAAGAAAUCUACUUCCCAUCCGAGGACGAGAAAAAGCCUGGUCCGUACUAUGAGGCCCACAAGGAGAGUAUCAUGGCGGUGCUGGGCUUGCAAAUGGCUGAAGGCCUCCCGUCCGUGGUAACCGUGAUCAUCCUUGGGGCACUCAGUGACAGAUCUGGCAAAAGGAAGAUGUUGCUAUGGGUACCGGCGUUCGGAAGUCUUCUCUACUCCCUCAUCUACAUCCUUAUCCUUUACACGAGUUGGACCAUCGAUGGUCUGUUUAUGGCUUCAGCUUUGCGGGGACUCAGCGGAAGCAUGACUGCUUUUUAUGCUGGUGGUACAUUUUUUGCUAUUAAUUCUGUUGAGCCAGAAAAAAGAGCUUGGCGUUUAGCACUACAGGAAUUUCUUAAUGGUGCAGCUUAUGCGAUUGCAAAUAUUAUGGCUGGAUUCUGGGUGAAAGAUUGGGGAUUUCUUCAACCUUUUUGGUUCACAGUAAUUUGCAGUGCUAUAGCAUUUCUGAUUUCAUUCUUCCUAGUCAAGGAAGUCAAGAUCCCGGAAAGUGUUCAAACCACCAGGAACUACACAAGUGAAAAUUGCUGCAUUGAUACCUUCAAACCUAUGGGGAAAUUUUUCCGAUGUACCAAUCGCAAGAUGGUAAAAGUUUGGCUUGCAAUACUUGCUUUCCAGACCUACGCAAUUGUCCACAUUGGACAAAUAAAUACGUUGGUCCUGUACUUACGUGGACCCCCGUAUGGUUGGCCAACUGCCAGAAUUGGCAUGUUUCUGUCAGUCAUCAUGGCUGUUGCUGCCAUUGGAACUGUGUCUACUCCACCUGUCCUGAAGCUGAUACUGUCAGAUACCAGUAUCACUUUUGCUGGCCUCUUCUCCAAAGCCAUCGGAACUCUAUGGAUAGCUGUUGUUAAAAAUGAAACAGUCCUCUACUUUUCAAUUCUACUGUUGGUAUUGGAGUUACUUCCCUUCCCUAUGUUGAGGUCCAUAGUGGCUAAUGGAAUCGAGACUCCAGAUCAAGGUUCCUUGUUUGCAUUGAUGCACUGUGGGGAAAGCAUAUCCUACUUCCUGGCGCCCCUCAUGUUCCAGGCCAUGUAUGCUGGAACUCUCCACUACUUCGCAGGAUUUGUGUUUGUCAUCUCUGUCUUGUUCCUCAUUCUUCCUGUGGCAUUUACCAUAGGAAUACGAUUCUUGGACUUGAACCAGCCAUCAGAGUAUGAACCCAUGGAUGGCGACACAGAAUUGACAGGAGGAGGAGACCAGACCUUGGAAUCAGAACAACAACCAGCACUUCAAGAAUCCAUACAACAAAACGAGCAACAGCCGAUCAGCAUUAUCAGUGCAACAGAGCAGAGAGUAUAAAUGGGGCACAAUCAGCUUAAGUGAUAUUACAUUCUCAAAUACUGUUGUAGUUUUUUUUUAUUUCGAAAUUGGUGUCAUUAUAUGAAAUUUCUUAAAAGUGUUGUAAAAGCUAUAAACCUGCCAAAAGCUUCCGUCUUUCAUCACAAAAUAGCUAUUAUUAGUACUGAAGUUUUGACUUAACAGGUUGUUCCAUUGAAAAAUAACUUAAAUAAACUUUGAUAUAUACAUAACUGUAUAAUAACUAAAGUGUUGAUUAUCAAAAAUGCCAAUGAUCAAAUGAGGCAUUCAAGGUAAUUUCUUUUUGUUGUGUGUUUAAGUUGGUUGAAGAAUUUAUGAGGAGUAGUUUCUGUAACGCCUAUUAUUAGUUUCUCGCCGUUUCCUUGCACUGACUAGUGCAAAAACAUGAAUACUUUAAUCAAAAUCCGUUGUUUUUUAAGCAUUGGGUGUAUCAAUGAAGAUACAUUAUCAGUCAUGAUUUAUAGCUCUUACUUCAAUGUUGGCCAUAAGUACAGCCUCUUUACUAACAUAUAAAGUACAUGAUGUAUAGUAUAAUGUACAAAUGAUUUUAUAAUGUGGCCUGGUGUCUGUUUUAACCAUUAAAGACUCUUUAAGUAUAUUUAGACCAAUUUUAGUCUAGGACAUAUUUCUAAACAGUGUCUGCUGUGGCAGAGGUAUGGGUCUAAAAAAGGUGAAUCACCUCAUCUCUUAACCAAUUUGAUCUGAAGAAUCUUUGGCAGAAUAGGAUUGGAUGUAAUAUAAUCAAAAUGUCUGUUUCUGUCCAUUUAUAUAGACCGGGCUAUAUUAACGGAAGUAUUUAGCUAAUCAAGCUGGACACUGGACUGUCCAAUAAAGUCAGUGAGAGUAGAAAUGAACAUAUGGAAGCAAAAAUUAUCAAUGUGUAGAUUGAUAAGCUUUCCAAUGACCACAUUUUAAAGUUUGGUUUUGCUAUGAAAUGUUUCAUAACAUAAAGGUGUUGUCUCCCUUGGUAAUGAGAUGCGGAAUCUAAAAUAGGGAAAAAUUGUAAUAAUGGUAUAAAUAAGAAUGUUGAAAUAAUUGGAUCAGUGAUGCAGGCCUUGUUAACCUCUUGGUUUGUUAAGUGGAUACUGCACUUGGACAAGAAGUGAACAGUGAUAUACUGGUGAUCAGGUGGAUAAUUUUAUUGUGCAAUCUUGUUAAGUUUUAUCAGAUUGUGUAUUUAUUCCAUAUUCAGACAGGUUCCUCUGUAUAAACUAGUACCAUUGUUUUUGUUGACCUCAUGCCUAGCAUGUCUUUGUUACAUCCUUAUCAAUUUUUAUUGUUAUCACAAUUUAAGACUUUAUGCUCUCCAGUUAUGAAUAUCUAGGUCAUGAUCCUAUUAAUGAUUUACCCUAAACAUAUUACAUAAUCAAAAUUUAAUCAUAUUGGUGAGGUUGAUAGCCGUGUAGUCUGUAUACAUGAAAUGCUAGUGUUUGUUGUGGUACUAUUAUAUGUAUACCUGGUACUCCUGUAAUGUAUACUGAUAAAUGUUGUCGACUUGAUUAUAACUAUAUAUCAUGAAUUUACAAAAAAAAAAAAAGAUCUGUACUAUAGCCUGUUUACCUGUUGCAGCACUGUCAUUGAUGACGUCGGCAUAUUUGCUAGAAUUCUAUAAAUUAUAUUCACUUUAACAAGGAAGUCUGGUACAAGUAAAAUUUUAAGAAACUGCUUAGUAGAUCAGAAUUGGCUGAUUAACUGAUUGGAUUUGUAGCAGAAUUAACUUUGCCUAAUGAAACUCAAGUCACUGUGUUGAUGUCAAAAGGAAAAAAAUAUAUACUAAUGUCAUAGUUUGAAUGAGCAACCCACAGGCAGUAUUACUGACCCACAGAAGACGAAGGGUUUUAGAAUUGGGCAUAUAUGGUAUUAUUGUACGAAGGCACGCGAAAAAAAAAACGAAAGAUUUUUUCUCUGAUCUGAACUUCUAAACAAGGUAUGUUCACACUGUAGUAUUGGAAUCAGUGAAGUAAGGGGUAUACAUGUACUUUAUUUUGAUGAAUCAAAACCAAAAAUCAUGAUAAAAAUCAGGUAUUACUCAAGAUUAAGUUUAAUAUCUGACAAGUUGAGGGUUGUGUUUGUGAUUUGCCUGUGAUAUUUAUUGAGAUAAGGGCUGGUCCCUUGGUGGUAACAGUCACUUAGACUUGGAGUAUACAUAUAUCCCUCUGGGCCUUAUAGCCCCGAGUCUACAAGUCUAGCCAAAACCACCAGAAGAGAGUGAAUCUUUAUGUAGAUGAGGUAUAUAAGAAUAGAGAUCUGGUUUAAUGAUGUUUUCUGUGAAGAUGAGAGUUUCGUUGUUGAACACACUAAAGCUUGGAGUGUCGCAACACUUUUUGUAGAUGUAAUUUUAAGAGGUAGAAGUCAUUUUGUGUUGAAUUGAUCUGAUAUGAUUUGUUUUGUAAACAUAGCAGUAUAUUGUCAACUUGUACCAUUGUUGGUACGCGUGUACUCCUGGUUCGUAUAACUUGUAUAUUAAGUGUGUUGUACAAACAGGUGCUAUAGAGCAUGUGUUCUAUUAUUGGUACGCAUGUAUUCCUGUUUUGUAUAACUUGUAUAUUGAGUGUGUUGUUUUAUUAUUGGUACGCGUGUACUCCUGUUUUGUAUAACUUGUAUAUUAAGUGUGUUGUACUAACAGGUGCUAUAGAGCAUGUGUUCUAUUGUUUAUAUUUUACAUUGAAUAUUGUAUGUAACUUUUCAUUCUUUAUAGAAAAGGAUAUUUCCUGAUUUUAAGAAAAUGUUACAAAGUCGCAAAAGAAAUGACUGUUCAAAGUGAUUUUAUUAUACAUGUUAUUUUAUUGCAACUAAAAGCAAACAACAAGGUUGAUUUUGCUCAGUAUCUAUUGAGACACACACAGACUCGGUGUUUAAAGGGAUCUAUAUGAUAGUUACCGGUAUAUUACUGAGUUACUGUGUUAGUAGAAGCCUUGCCCAAAAAAUAUGUGGUCCUGGGAAUCUUUAGUUUGUAUAGGCAAUAUAACCUUUUAUUACUCUUAUACAUUUACCUAAUGUCUUCACCAUACUGUGUUUCAAACUAUACAGUAUAACUAUAUUAUAGUAUACACAUUAUAUUGAACUGGGUAAGGGUACAUUAACUAUAGAUAUUAUCUUUAUUAUAAUUAUGUUUACAUAUCAUUAGGUUUUAAUUUUGUUUGUGUUUGUCGCCCAAAAUUGUUUUGCUUUAAUUUUUUUGUAAUUGUUAAAGAUGUUUUAUUUCACUUCAUUUUGUGAUAUUUAAAAGUGUCUGUGGUUGCUCAUUUAGUCAUGUUUUUAUUUGUUCUUAAUGUUUUAAUUGAUGGUGAAAGUUUACUUGAUGUCAUAGUAAAUAAACACUUGUCCAUUUUGUGUUUUACAAUAUCUCCUUCCUGUUGUACACUUCUUCUCAUACUGUUGCAUGCUGGGAUUUUGUGCCCAUCCUUUACACUUUCUGUGUAUGACGGUUCACAGUUGUUUCAUGCCUCAUCAGCCAACAGUCAAAACUGUUUUCUCAAGGUGUUCGUACCGACCAGGUGAACUGUUUCCCUUGAUCUUCUGUUUUGUUAUCUGACAAAUGAUGUGAAUGAAUGUCAUCAGUAUGCUUGUUAUUACGUACUAGGUUUAUCAGUAGUAUUCAUGGUAAAUCAUGUUUUGUAAUUAAUCUACGGGAAAACAGUCAUUUGGUUAAUGUCUAUUAUAUUUUAAGUCGGAUAAGAAUUUCUGUUGUUUGUGACUACUGUAAUGUAAUUGAAGAAUCAAAUGUUUUCGAUAUUGUCGGUGAACUGUGUAUAGUAUAUACAUGCUACAUAACAUUUCAAUCAUAUGCAUCUAAGAUGAGAUUUUUUUUUGUGGCUGGAUCUCAUACGGUUUCACUUUUUUUUAUGGUUUUCAACUUCAACUUUGUUUUACUUUGACCUUUAAGAACCUUACAUUAGUUAUUUAGAGUGUGUUUAAGGUAUCUUUGAUACAGAAUCUGUUUGUUAUCUUUCUGUUCUAUUGGGGAGAUAUUUUAUUAUAAAAGAUUGGAGUCAGACAUUUGUUGAUCACAAACAACAUCUUUAAUGUUACAACAUGUGCUAUACCUAUUCAUUGAUGGUUUGUAUACACAUAGCUUUAAAACAGUGCUCUGUAAGAAAGUUGAUUUUUUUCUACCAUGAUAGUUUAUAUUGUACCAAAACAAGCAUCCUGGUCCUUUGUUCCCAACAUGUUUUUUUAAUGGCAUACACUGCCUCAUCAUACCAAAAUGUCUGAUAUUUAAUGAUUAACAUUUAUGGUUAUUUACGUAAUGUGAUUGUUUAUUGAUGCAUAAUAGUUUUAUUACUUUUGUUCGUCAUAUAAAGUAUAUAUUCUACCAAGACUCCUGUGUUAUUUUAGCAAUAUAUUCAUAGUUUAAGCCAAAUUUUAUUAAUUACUUCAGAUCUUAUACUAAGUUGAUCCCAGUUCUUCGUUUGUAAACUUCAAUGUUAACACUGUUUAUUUAGUUUUCAAAUUUAGACAUUCCACAAUUUUAUUCAUUUUUCUAUCAAAUUGGGUUUAUUUUUAUCUACAUUGAUGUAUGUUUCUACACAAUUAAAAUUCUUUUAUUCAGGCCCAAAGAAAUUGACUUUCUUUAAAAACCAGAAUAUACAAAACUAAGAUUCCUGGUUAUAUAUGUGUGUAUUAAAAGAGUGGUUAACAGUUGCUCAACUAAUUUUAUAACAAUAAUAGAGUUUUACCUACCUAACAUGGAUAUGUGUGUAAAAGGCUCAAUAUUGAUGAAGCCUUGUUAAGAAUAUACAGUAUUAUGUUACUGUAUUUGACCUAAUCAGCACACCUGCCCCUAAAAAAAACACCCCACCUCUUUUCAUGUAAGGAGGAUUGGUAUGCUAAUUGAGACAUAUUAAAAUUUCCUUACCUGACUGAUUUGUCAAUAUAUAUAACCUUCAGUCUUUAAACCAAAUAUUAUUUUCACUAUAUGAAGAAAUUAACAUUUCUCUAGAUUUCACAUGAAAAUUUUCCCUAUUCAUGGUUUUAUUAAGUGCAUGAGCAGAAAUCAAAAUCCUGCUCGAAUACUAUUUCAUACAAGGUCCCAUUAAUAUUUCACUGAAACUGAAGUUGUUUUCUACUUCUUCAGAUUUUUAUCAUGCAUUUAUAGAAAUGGAACGAUUUUGCAAGCUGUAGUUUUUAAAAAAUUUAUACGACAGCAUUUUCUUUAUAAUUUAAGUCUUGAUAUUUCACACAAAAUCAAAUAACCUAUCCAAAUGUUGCUGAACAAGGAUAAGAUUUGUUCCUUCGUACGGAAACUGUAUCAUAUGUUUAAUUUGGUAGAAGCAGUUUGUCUUUCUGGCAUUAUGUGGAUCUUGUUCAUAUUUAAGAAUAUUUUUACUUUUUUUUAUAUACAUUGUAUAUCUACUGUAAGUCUGACAUAAUUUAAUAAACAUUGUCCACUCAUUUUUAUAUCUUAGAUAAUUACUGUAACUCACACAUAUAUGUUACUAUGUACAUUAUUAUGUAUAUUGUGUAGUGUUGUGAGGUGCAAGUGUACCCAUUGUGUGUCCUGGUAUUGUAAACUUUGUAGAACAUAUUUAUUGAUCUGUUGAUCCUUACUGGUCACAUGAGCACAUUGCUGAUAUUAAUAUUGUAUGUGAAGUAUUUCAUGUUAUUGCAAGUUUGAUUUAAUCAUGUCCAAAAUUAAAACCUAUUGCAAUAGCAAAAAAUUAUGGCUAGGGAUAUAGUAGUGUUUUUGAUGAUAAGAGAUUCUUGUCGCUAAAUCGCAUCCCUGUAAUGCUAUUCUCUCCUAAAAAAAACACUUGUGUCCCCACCACAUCUCUUCUCAAUAAUGUUUUUCUCUCCUAAAAACUCAUCCCCUCUACAUCUCAUCCCAAUAAUGCUAUUCUCCACUAUAAAACUCAACAUCUCGUCCCUAUAAUGCUAUUCUCUACUAUAAAACUCAACAUCUCGUCCCUAUAAUGCUAUUCUCCACUAUAAAACACUUGUCCCCAUCACAUUUCGUUCCAGUGAUUUUCUCUCCUAUAAACUCGUCCCCUCUACAUCUCAUUCCUGUAUUGCUAUUCUCUCUUAUAAAACUCGUUCCCUCUACAUCUCGUCUCUGUUAUGCUAUUCUCUCUUAUAAAACUCUUGUUCCCUCUACAUCUCGUCCCUAUAAUGCUAUACUCUCUUAUAAAACUCUUGUCCCCUCUACAUCUCGUCCCUAUAAUGCUAUUCUCUCUUAUAAAACUCUUGUCCCUUCUACAUCUCGUCCCCGUCAUGCUUUUCUCUCUUAUAAAACUCUUGUCCCUUCUACAUCUCGUCCCUAUAAUGCUUUUCUCUCUUAUAAAACUCUUGUCCCUUCUACAUCUCGUCCCUAUAAUGCUUUUCUCUCUUAUAAAACUCUUGUCCCUUCUACAUCUCGUCCCUAUAAUGCUUUUCUCUCCUAUAAAACUCUUGUCCCUUCUACAUCUCGUCCCUAUAAUGCUUUUCUCUCUUAUAAAACUCUUGUCCCUUCUACAUCUCGUCCCUAUAAUGCUUUUCUCUCCUAUAAAACUCUUGUCCCUUCUACAUCUCGUCCCUAUAAUGCUAUUCUCUCUUAUAAAACUCUUGUCCCCUCUACAUCUCGUCCCUAUAAUGCUUUUCUCUCCUAUAAAACUCUUGUCCCCUUUACAUCUCGUCCCUAUAAUGUUAUUCUCUUAUAAAACUCUUGUCCCUUCUACAUCUCGUCCCUAUAAUGCUAUUCUCUCUUGUAAAACUCUUGUCCCUUCUACAUCUCGUCCCUAUAAUGCUAUUCUCUCUUAUAAAACUCUUGUCCCCUCUACAUCUCGUCCCUAUAAUGCUAUUCUCUCUUAUAAAACUCUUGUCCCUUCUACAUCUCGUCCCCGUCAUGCUUUUCUCUCUUAUAAAACUCUUGUCCCUUCUACAUCUCGUCCCUAUAAUGUUAUUCUCUCUUGUAAAACUCUUGUCCCCUUUACAUCUCGUCCCUUUAAUGCUAUUCUCUUCUAUAAAAAGCUUGUCCACGCUACAUCGUAUCCCUAUAAUGUUAUUUGUCCCUUACAUGCUAUUAUUUCUUGAAACCAUAUUACCAGAGACAUAUAUAUGUCUCUUAUAUUACGAACUUUUUGCCGCUGAAUUUUGCUAUGGUGGUCUCGCCUAUAACAGGCUGUUUUUUAAGUCACCUGAAACGGAAAUCGUCGGUGACCUAUCUCAAUCGCCUUUUGUCCAACCCAGUCGUCCGCUAAUAUUUAUGACUUCUCCAAAAAACCUUAGAUAAUUUCAGUGAAAUUUUGCAGAAACCUUCCAUGAUCAAUCAAAAUUGUGAAUUAUAUGGUCCCCACCCCCAGGGGCCUGAGAGGCGGGGCAAAAAGUGGUCAAAUUGGCUGAAAAUUCAAAUACAUGUAUAGGAUACAUGUGUGGUAGAAUCAAGAACUCUCCAUAAUUGGAAUGUUCUUAAAGUGCUCUAAUUACCUUUGUUUGGGACUCGGACAUUUUACUUAGUUUUAUAUUAGGAAAUCACGUUUUCGAACUUCAUUUGUUUAAAAUAAUGGCAGUUUGAUGGUAUGCUCAUUUUGAUCCUCACUUGCCUUCCGACACGGGUGGGGGUAAUAUAGCAGAACUCAGGUGACCGUUAUGGCUCGUGGGCCUCACUAAGGAAUCCUAUCAUGUACUUAAACAUGAACAUGUUGAUACAUGUUUCAAAGAACUAUGAAUUUAAAAAUUUAAUUACUAUUCGUUUAGUUAAUAAUAAGUCCCAUUUCAAAUUUGGAGAGAAAGACAAAACCAUGCCAAAGAAUUCGAUAUAGACUACGAUACUAAAGAGUCUGCUGUAGAUGAUCCAUAAAUGUUUGGCAAAACUGUAUUGCAAAAAAGAGUUGCUACUGCUUUAGUCAAUAACAGUCCCAUUUCAGAUUUUGAGAAAAAUCCAUGACCAUACUGGAUAAUUUGAGAUAUAAAAUAAAAGAGCCUGCUGUAGGUGAUGAGAUAUCCUGAGUAGCUAUACUUGUCCACGGUUCAGCAUUUGUGUAUGCGACAUCGAACUAUGUGAUAGCUUGCAAUUGUUAUAAUUAAAUAUAUCCUGCUA